Macrosiphum euphorbiae (potato aphid) is the source of this 555-nucleotide messenger RNA. The record is from the annotation of a GenBank genome assembly. Lineage: Eukaryota; Metazoa; Arthropoda; Insecta; Hemiptera; Aphididae.
AUGGCCACUAAGUUGAUCAUCUUCACCGUUUGCGUGGCUUCUGCCUUCGCCCAAUACUCUGCCCCAGCCUACAAGCCCGCUUACUCAGCGCCAGCUUACGCAGCACCAGCUUACGCAGCACCAAAGGCUUACGCCCCAGAGCCCGCAUACGCCCCAGCCCCAUACAACUUCGAAUACAGCGUAAACGACCCACACACCUACGAUGUCAAGAGCCAAUCUGAAUACAGCGACGGUAACGGUUACGUCAAGGGAUCUUACAGCCUUUUGGAAGCCGACGGUUCCACCCGUACCGUAGAAUACACCGCUGACGACUACAACGGUUUCAACGCCGUCGUCAAGAACGAAGGUGGAUACAAGGCCCCAGCUUACGCUGCACCAGCUUACUCUGCACCAGCCUACAAGCCAGCAUACUCUGCGCCAGCCUACUCCGCACCAGCCUACAAGCCAGCUUACGCUGCCCCAGCCUACUCCGCACCAGCAUACGCCGCCCCAGCUUACCCAGCACCCGCAUACUCUGCCCCGGCCUACAAGCCAGCAUACAAACCAGCAUACUAA